GACUGAUCGCCUCUGCCGAUCUUGUCUUCUUACAACGCCGUGGCAGUUCGCAUCUCAUGUGCGGCUGAAGGCGCUCAGCUUUCAAAGGACUAACUUUCCUGUAAAGUAGCUUUAAUGCAGCCGAGUGCCGCGUUGUGUUUGUGUUUAAGGACAGGUUGAUCCUCAACCAGACUUUUUUUUUUUCUUUUGACGAUGGUCGCCGGAGGAGGUUCUGCCGAUUUUAACCCGUCGGUACCCGUCAAGAUCUUUUCGGCCGGGGCGGCCGGCUGCGUGGCGGACCUGGUCACCUUCCCGCUGGACACGGCCAAAGUCAGACUGCAGAUUCAAGGCGAAUCCAAGCCCUUGGUGAGAGGCCAGAGGGCCACAUACAGAGGAGUGUUCGGCACCAUCUUCACCAUCCGGAGGACCGAGGGUGCCAGGGGCCUGUACAACGGGCUGGUCGCCGGCCUUCACAGACAGAUGAGCUUCGCCUCGGUGCGAGUGGGCCUGUACGACAGCAUGAAGCAGUUCUACGGCAGGGGCUCGGAGAAUGCCGGCAUCGCGGCCCGGCUGCUGUCGGGCUGCACCACGGGGGCCUUGGCGGUGGCCUUGGCCCAGCCCACCGACGUGGUGAAAGUCCGCUUCCAGGCGCAGGUACGCCUGCCCCAGGGCGGCUCGACGACCAGGUACAGCGGCACCAUGGACGCCUACAGGACCAUAGCCAGGGAUGAGGGCGUCCGAGGGCUGUGGAAAGGUUGCCUGCCAAACAUCACUCGCAACGCCAUCGUCAAUUGCUGCGAGAUGGUCACCUAUGACAUCAUCAAGGAGCGCAUCCUGCAGCACAAGCUGAUGACGGACAACAUGCCCUGCCACUUUACUGCCGCCUUCGCCGCCGGGUUCUGCACCACGGUGGUGGCGUCUCCGGUGGACGUGAUCAAAACGCGCUACAUGAACUCGGUGCCGGGCCAGUAUGGCGGCGCCAUCAACUGCGCCUUUACCAUGCUGCUCAAAGAGGGGGCCACCGCCUUCUAUAAGGGAUUCAUGGCCUCCUUCCUGCGCUUGGGCUCGUGGAACAUUGUUAUGUUCAUGAGCUACGAGCAGAUUAAAAGAGGUGUGGCUAAACUGCAGAAGUCCCUGGAAUCUUCGCUCUAACCCGUCUGGCAGGUUGUCGCUUUGUGUUGUGAAAUUUAAGUGCAGUGUACGACCCAAAUAAAAUACAACUACACAUGACAGAAACGGCCCAGGAAGGUGUUUGGGCCUGACCUCGCCGGAUGGGUUUUCCACGCUAGUCGUGUUGUGCCUUUCCUCCAAAAACAGCAUGUACGAUAAUAUUUCUUAUCCAUGCAUUUUCUGUACCGCUUAACCUCACGCAGGUUGCGGGCGUGCUGCAGCCUAUCCCAGCUAUCUUCGGGCGAGAGGCGAGGUACGCCCUGAACCAGGCGCCAGCCAAUCGCAGGGCACAACCGCAAACAAACAAACAACCAUUCGCACUCACAUUUACACCUAUGGGCAAUUUAGAGUCUUCAAUCAACCUCCCACGUGUUUUUUUUUUUUUUUUGACCAAAAAUGCAACAAAAUGUUUUUUUAAAAUCUGAAAAACAGGUAAACUAAACAAAAAAGAAAAUAUACAUGCAUUUUAUUGUAUGAUAAAACUGGGAACUAAACACUAAUUUUUAUUAUAUAUUGAAUUGAGAUUAAAUAAGAAAUAUCGUCCAAAUAACAGAUCAGAAAAUAGAUCAAAUAAACUCAACAAUUAUGGUCAAUAGAUGUUGUUUUUAAUAUUACAAAAUAAAUAAAUGAUACAUAUUUAAUAGAAGUUUAUGUUGGAGACAAUUUUUUUAUUUUUUUUAAACAGGUACGCCUUUUGUGAAAACAAUAGAAAAAGCAAAACAUGCGUGAAUUAAUUCAUCCAUUUACAUACUCGGUGAGAUGAAGUUUUGUUCCACUGUGGUUUAAAAGGACACUUCAGAGGCUAAUGACACUCAAGUUUAUUUAUUUUAGUUUUUCAUUAUUAUGGAUGGUGUGAUGAAUGAGUACCUUUUUUUUACAAUGAAACUGGUGUAGCCUGUCCAUGAUUGUGUGUGUGUGUGCGAGUGUGUGCGCGUGCCACUACUACUGCGACGCUGGGUGAGUUUUUGUUUUUCAGUGGAAUUUUUAGGAAUUUCUUUCUCUGUCGAUAAAUUUGCAUUCAAACUUGUGUUGAGUCAUUGUCAUUGCGAACCAAGAUAAGAGUGCACAGAAAUAGUGCAAUACUGAACAUGGACCCACUUUGUCUUCGUUUUUGUUUUAUCAUCGUCUCAUGAAAUACUACAAAGACCUCUUGUGGAGGGCUCAGCACUUAUUUAACGUUGCCUUUGUUGACAGUGCAUUUACAUUUGUCUCUGUUUCCUUGUUUGUGGCACAAAUAAACCUCGCAGAUGUGA
Molecule: messenger RNA, 2402 nt
Organism: Phyllopteryx taeniolatus (common seadragon)
Lineage: Eukaryota; Metazoa; Chordata; Actinopteri; Syngnathiformes; Syngnathidae
Product: dicarboxylate carrier SLC25A8-like
Exons: 6
Coding region: 193-1131 (312 amino acids)
Biological process (GO): mitochondrial transport; mitochondrial transmembrane transport; adaptive thermogenesis
Cellular component (GO): mitochondrial membrane
Molecular function (GO): oxidative phosphorylation uncoupler activity
Source: RefSeq, a predicted model, not a curated record